This is a messenger RNA of Bufo gargarizans (Asiatic toad), 2535 nucleotides long. It is a transcript of the gene TBC1D10A, whose product is annotated as TBC1 domain family member 10A. The record is from RefSeq and is a predicted model, not a curated record. NCBI's taxonomy places the organism in Eukaryota, Metazoa, Chordata, Amphibia, Anura, Bufonidae. Bases 118 to 1647 code for a protein of 509 amino acids. The transcript is spliced from 9 exons.
GUGGGGCAGGGAAAGUAAGUGAGGCCCCAGGAGGUGUCUGCUGCUGUACUGGGAGCAGAGUGAGGGCUGGGGCGAGGUGAUGGCUCCGAGCUGUUGAAGAGGUGGAGGGGAACCGGGAUGGCGCGGAGCCCCGGAGAGGGCAGCGUGUCUCCCUCUGCUAGCCUACGUGGAACCAGGGAGACCCUCAGUGACCCGGAACUGGAGUCUAUAGGCUCCGACUCUGAAAUCAACGGGUUCACCGCGGAGAGGAAGACUGACAAGUACGGCUUCCUGAUCAAGACCGAGGAGAACGGUGAGCGGGAGCAGGAAUUGUCCGUUGAGGUCUUAAGACAGAGGGAAGCAAAAUGGCUGGACAUGCUGCUAAAUUGGGACAAAUGGAUGGCGAAGAGGCACAAGAAGAUAAAGCUGAGAUGUCAGAAGGGGAUCCCGCCUUCACUGCGUGGCCGUGCCUGGCAGUACCUUUCAGGAAGCAGGGUUAGGAUGGACCAGAACCCCAACAAAUUUACUGAGCUGGACUCAAUGGCAGGUGACCCAAAAUGGCUGGACAUCAUAGAAAGAGACCUUCACCGGCAGUUUCCUUUUCAUGAGAUGUUUGUCGCUCGAGGGGGUCACGGGCAACAAGAUCUGUUUAGGGUACUAAAAGCUUACACUCUUUACCGACCAGAUGAAGGAUACUGUCAAGCCCAGGCACCUAUUGCAGCUGUCCUGCUUAUGCAUAUGCCAGCGGAGCAAGCAUUCUGGUGUCUGGUACAGAUCUGUGAGAAGUAUCUGCCGGGAUAUUACAGUGAGAAGCUGGAAGCGAUCCAGUUAGAUGGUAGAAUCCUGUUUUCAAUGCUUCGGAAGGUGUCCCCGGUGGCCUACAAGCAUCUAAGCAAGCAGAAGAUUGACCCCAUCUUGUACAUGACAGAAUGGUUCAUGUGUGCAUUCUCACGGACUCUUCCCUGGAGCUCGGUCUUGCGUGUGUGGGACAUGUUUUUCUGCGAAGGUGUCAAGAUUAUAUUCCGGGUGGCUCUUAUUCUCCUGAAGUAUACACUUGGUUCCUCUGAAAAGCUCAAGUCGUGUCAAGGUCAAUAUGAAACUAUGGAGAAAUUAAGGGCAAUUGAUCCAAAAUACAUGCAGGAAGGAUUCCUUAUCCCAGAGAUUGCGGAGUUGCCAAUUACCGAACGAGAUGUAGAACGUGAGCAUUUAAUUCAGCUAAAGAAGUGGAAGGAAGAGUAUGGAGAACUGCAGUGCAAAUCACCCAUUCGUUUGCAUGGGGCCAAAGCCAUCAGCGACGCUGACCCAGUGGGUCACAAGCCUCUUGUUCAUGCGCCGUCCAUUAUUCUUCCAUCCAAUGUAAGCUCCAGGAAGAAAACAAAGGAGCAGAAACAGGAAGAAAAGGAACAAGAAAAGCAAAGAGACAAGGAGAUGAGGGAAAGGGAAAAGAUGGAGAAGGAGAAAAAGAAGUUAGAAAAGAAAAAGAGUAAAGGGAAAGGUGACCAAUCCAAUGGGGCUAUGAAAGAGGAAAAUGGUGGUGAGGGGACCAGAGAUCACCGGCAGGAACCGGUACAGCCUUUGUUGGCCAAAGUAAUCCAAAAAGACUCUCUCAAUGUGCAUCAGUCUAGUGAAAGCUUGUGCUCCAAGGAGAGUGAAGACACCUAUUUAUAACUUCCACAAUGUUUCCAUCUGGAGAAAUGCUCACUCAAAAUUCUGCUCUUCGGUGUGCUUCAAGAGUUCUUCAGCCCCUAUACUAGAGAUCCCUCAGACACCUUCCUGUAACAGAAGCAUCGUUAUGUACAUUGGAGACAAUAAGGCAGGGACAGAUACUGAAACCAGCAUUAUUACUUGUAAAAAAAAAAAAAAAGUAUAUUUGUAGAAUUUGUCUCCUGGUCCUAAUAUCUUUAUACUUCCAAAUGUCUUCAUUGCCCAAGGAACAUGAAACCUCCCGUUAUGUAUUGUGUUGGGGUUCUCCUUGGACUAGUUAGAAAUACCACCCAGUAUAGGCUGCAGGGGGAUCCUUUCUGUGUAUUGACCAAUCAUGAAAGGAAAAUGGGUGCUGACUCUGCACCCGCUGUCAUUCCAGAUGUUUUGCUGCUGAAAGUGGAGCGUCUUCUACUAUGCACAACGGUUUUAUUGUUUCCUACUUACAUGGGACCAACCAGAGAAAUGAAACCGGCUCCCUUCCUCCAUCCCACAGACACUCUUUGUACCAAUAAAUGGAUUAAAAGAGAAUGAAUUUUGCUCUAUAUCACCACACAAUAGCACUUCUGUUCAGUUCUUUGACGUCUUAUUAGAUCUCGUACUACAAGAGGAAGUGCAAGUCUGCCAGAGCUUCUAGGAAUGAACUGUAUCCUCUGAAUUCUAUGACCAACCAACACUAUCCACCCUCCCGAUGCUGCCGGGAAGGGUUUGUAUUUCACAGUGUAUUAUAGUUACACUAAACACAGCCAAGCAGGAAUAUUUAUUUAUCUAUGGUAUUAGCCCUUGCAAAAAAAAAGAAUAAAGACGCUUGCCAAUACUUAGAGUCUAAUAAAAUUGUGGUAUUUCUUUUUUCCA